Molecule: messenger RNA, 5314 nt
Organism: Xenopus laevis (African clawed frog)
Lineage: Eukaryota; Metazoa; Chordata; Amphibia; Anura; Pipidae
Gene: dlgap2.L
Product: disks large-associated protein 2
Exons: 12
Coding region: 140-3199 (1019 amino acids)
Source: RefSeq, a predicted model, not a curated record
AUAAUUUAAUUCUUCGACAGAGCAUCAUAGAGAGCAGAUGGGAGGGAGGCAGUGGACUUUAUCUGGACUUCCAAAAGGCAAUUGCCAUUGUACAACAUAUGAAUAUUAACAAAUAUGGCAUUGAGGGAAAUAUACUGAAAUGGAUAGAAAACUGUCUUGGCGGAAGAAGACCGAAGAUCAACAGCAAUAUUCAUGGUCACCUUCUCCGCAGUUCAAUGAAGAAAAAUAUUCGCCUGCCCUUAGGAGCAUGAAAGGAUUAUCUGGUAGUCGUAACCAAUCGCAGCUAUGCUCUGGACAUACAUGUGGUCUAGCAUCUUCUGAGGAUUGUGAACAUGUGCAUGACCAUGUCCAUCAUGGGCAAGAGCCUAGGCAAUCAUAUCUCCUUAGCCCGACUGAAAGCUGUCAAAUGGACCAUCACCGUUGUUCACCACGGAGCUCCAUUCAUUCAGAAUGCAUGAUGAUGCCUGUGAUGAUGAGUGAUCACAUGUCAAGUAGCACUUUUCCCAGGAUGCACUAUAGUUCAAACUACGAUACCCGGGAUGACUGUACUGUGACACAUACUAGUAGCAGUAAAAUAAAUAGAAUUCCAGCAAAUCUGUUGGAUCAAUUUGAGAAGCAGCUUCCUCUACAAAGGGAUGGAUUUCAUACCUUACAAUAUCAAAAGGCAUCCACCUCUGCUGAACAACGAACAGAAAGCCCAGGGAGAAUAAGACAUCUUGUUCAUUCUGUUCAGAAACUUUUUACAAAAUCUCAUUCUUUGGAAGGCUCAUCAAAAGGAAAUGUGAAUGGUACAAAGGGAGACAGCCGAGAUGAUCACCAUCAUAGUCACUACUCAAAGCAUAGCAAGAGGAGUAAAAGUAAGGAACGAAAGCCUGAUAGCAAGCAUAAAUCUGGGAUGACAGGUUGGUGGAGCUCUGAUGAUAAUUUGGACAGUGAUAGUACUUAUCGAACAUCUAGUGUAAUGAAUAGGCAUCAUGCUGAUCACAUAUCUCAUUGUUAUCCUGAAAAUCUUCAGGGCCACUUUGGAGAUCUUUCCCUAAAAACAUCUAAAAGUAACAAUGAUAUGAAAUGUUCUGCAUGUGAAGGGCUGUCCAUGACACCUGAAGGUAAAUUUAUGAAAAGGAGUUCCUGGUCUACGCUUACUGUAAGCCAAGCUAAAGAAGCGUAUCGCAAAUCAUCAUUGAACCUGGAUAAGCCUCUAGUUCAUCAAGAAAUCAAAUCUUCCUUGCGACCAUGUCAUUACCUUCAGGUGCCUCAAGAUGAAUGGGGAGGGUACCCAUCAGGUGGCAAAGAUGAAGAGAUUCCCUGUCGGAGAAUGCGAAGUGGAAGUUACAUAAAAGCCAUGGAGGAAGAUAGUGGAGACUCUGAUACAAGCCCUAAAACAUCUCCUAAAAUAUCACCAAGGCCAGAGCCUUUGUUAAAAUCAGUCGGACAGAGAUCCCACAUGGAUGUUCAGAACCAGAGCUACCUACAAGCUGCAAGUGAAAUGCCUCCUGGCCAUAUCCUGGACCCAUCAGGGAAUUACAAUUCUCCUAAAUUUCGUUCUCGAAACCAGAGUUAUAUGAGAGCUGUCAGCACACUCAGUCAGGCCAGCUGUGUCAGUCAGGAUUUCCUCAUUGAAAGUCUGCAAGAAUGCUUUACCUCAAAGGAAUAUCCUGAGAUCAAGAUGAGUGAGACAGAAAUAAAUGGGCAAUAUGAGUCGGUUAAUGAGUCGGUCUUCAGUGAAGUUGACUCGCAUGCAGUGGAAGCUUUGGACCUCCCAGGAUGCUUUCGAACAAGGAGCCACAGUUACUUAAGAGCUAUACAGGCUGGUUAUUCCCAGGAUGAUGACUGUAUCCCUACUAUCACUACUUCCAAUGUCACCUCAUCUACAAGGUCAACAACAGCUGCUACAUAUGCGAAUUACAAAAAAGCACCUCCACCAGUCCCACCACGCACCACCUCAAAACCACUUAUCUCAGUGACAGCACAAAGCAGCACAGAGUCUACCCAAGAUGCCUAUCAUGACAUCCGGACUCAAAGGAUAUCACCAUGGCCUCAUGAUGGUAGGGGACUUUACAAUUCCACAGACAGCCUUGACAGCAACAAGGCCAUGAAUCUUGCCCUGGAAUCUGCUGCAGCACAUCGCCAUGCCUCAGAGAUUAAGAGCAGCUCUGUAAAAAGCACCAGCGAUAAAGCUGUUCUAGUGACAAAAUCAGAUGACUUCCUUAAGAAGAGGCGUUCCUCCAUAGGAAUUCAGGUGGAAGCAGCAGACUCUGACUCUGAGAGCAAAGUUCAUCGGGAAUAUCAUUCUGUGGGAGUGCAGGUGGAAGAUGAGAAAAGGCAAGGGCGUUUUAAACGGUCAAACAGUGUGACUGCAGCUGUGCAAGCUGAUCUGGAGUUAGAGGGAUUUCCAGGACAUAUCACAAUGGAGGACAAAGGCUUACAGUUUGGAUCCUCAUUUCAGAGACAUUCUGAACCUAGUACUCCAACCCAGUAUGGUGCAGUAAGAACAGUACGGACUCAGGGAUUGUUUAGUUAUAGAGAAGAUUAUAGGACGCCAGACACAUCAAAUCUACCACCACCAGACCCAUGGCUUGAGCCAUCUCAUGAUACAGUGGAUUCUGGUAGAAUAUCCCCUAGUAGACAAGAUGGUACUUGGUUCAUGAAGCUGCUUCAUGCGGAAACUAAAAGAAUGGAAGAAUGGUGUAAGGAUAUGGAGAGAGAAGCAGAGGAGAAUGACCUCUCAGAAGAAAAUCUAGGUAAAAUCAGGAGCGCCGUUGGAAGUGCACAGCUUCUAAUGUCUCAGAAGUUUCAACAAUUUUACUGGCUUUGUCAGCAGAAUAUGGACCCAAGUGCCAUGCCCAGACCAACCUCCCAAGAUCUAGCAGGAUUCUGGGACCUGUUGCAGCUCUCCAUAGAAGAUGUAAGCAUGAAAUUCGAUAAACUGCAUCAGUUAAAAGCCAAUGAAUGGAAAGCAAUUGAAUCGCCAGAAAAGAAGGAUGAAAAAAAGCUCCCACUUCCUAUACCAAAGAAACUCACCAGAGGAAAAUUCCCCAUUACUAGAGAAAGAUCACUUGAUCUACCUGACCGACAAAGACAAGAAGCAAGAAGAAGGUUAAUGGCUGCAAAAAGAGCAGCAUCAUUCCGGCAAAAUUCAACAAGCGAGCGAGCAGACAGCAUUGAAAUCUAUAUACCUGAAGCCCAAACAAGGCUUUAAGUACUGCAACAUUUUCAUUUUUUUAACAGAUAAAAGACAUGCUUGUACAGUUUGUAACACACCUUGUCAUUUUAGCCCCCUCUCUCUCUACUGAAUAUGCCCUUGUUGUUGUUUUCUUUGUGCCAUAAGUGCAGUGGAAUGCUUUUUUUUUUUUAAUUUCCUCCGGAUUUGCGAAAACUCAUUGCGAAACAUAUUUUGUAUAUCAUGCCAGCCAUCCAUACCAGCUACAUGCAUAGGGCUUGAUAUGACCUAGUUUCACCAUGUUCUCAAGGACAACAAGAAAAACCUCUCAUGAUGGAACCAAGGUUAAAAGUCUUAUUUCUAUUUUUAUAAAUCACUUGACAAUUAGGAACAAUUAUUAAACAAACAAAAGACUAAAGGAUACAUCUCAGCCCAUCGCUAGAGGCAUUAGCUAUUCCAAGUAGAAGGUGCUACAAAUGUAAAGUGCUGGAAAGAAAGGAUAUUUUACUUGUUGACCUUCAGUUCCUUUAAGUUGCAUCCGAUGAGAUAUGAACCCUUGCUGCUCCUCCCUAGCACUGCUAAAUCCUAAUCACAAUCUCAUCUCAAGAGCCUGGAUCUAAACAAAGAUCUGUCAAAUUACUAAAAUUCCAAAGAUUUUGGUUCUGCAGAAAAUACAAAUCCUAUCCCAACUGGUGACGUUGUUUAUGGAACGUGGCACCUCUGCAAUCAACAGUGUCUCCAACUAGCCGCUCAAUAUCAAUGCAAGAGCACUCGAGAGAAGGGGUGGGGACAAGAAAGUGAAUGCCUUAAAUGAUCUUUUUCUUAGAUAUAUAUAUGGCUCAUACCUUUUGGUUUACAUUUUGUUUCAAUUCUAUCUCUUUUAAUAGAUAUACAAUUUAAACAUUUGCAGUGUAUGCUAUUUAACCCACAAAGCUAUAUUUAUUAUGUGGCUAGGGCAUCCUUGAAGAAGAAAAAAAUAUUUGCUGUUAUACCAGUUUGUGAUGUAGUAACCAUUUUAAAAAUCAUAACUAUAAGUGGGUUAUAUAUGGUUCUUUUAAGGUACAGUAAUGGUGAAAUGUGCUUUCCAUCUGUAUUUAAUUUCCUCACUUCAUUUUUCCUGGAAGUGUUAGCUAAAGCUUGUUUCUCACAUUCUUAUUUAAUGUGACAAGGAAAACGGCAAGCUUAGCGAGAAACGUGCACUCAUGAAAUCUAUGAAACGUAGCAUAUUUUUAUGACGUUUUUCAUGAACUGUAUGCAAAAUAUAAAGAGGAACCAUUGAACCUCAACGUUAUUAUUAUCGACAUUUCAGUUUUACUUGGAACUUCUAGAGCUUUGUUUUCUUUCUUUUUUUUUUCAAUUUGUCAUAGAACUUCCCACGGCAUUUAUAGCUAAUUAACAGAAAGGGCUCAUAUUUCCAAGCUGUAACCUGGUUUUGGUAUCAGGGAAAAUAGACAUAGGAAUUUCUUGCUAUUUCUUAAACACUGGAUUACUGCCAUCAUGCAGGCAUGCAGUGCACCCCAGAAUUUUCGUCAUGUAUUCCAGUAGUCCUAGUGAUCAUUGACGGUAAGAGAUUUGGGCCCUAAUAUAGAUCAUAUCUACCCCAUUCAAGCCCCUGACUCUGUGUUAAAUCAGGUCCAGGCAAUAACUGAAAAGCAACUUUAGAUUCAGUUAUAGCCCAACCUGGUUCCUAAGGCUUGACAUUACUUGCGUGCAGUAUCAAAUAAAUAUCUAAUAUAUCUAUGCCAUACAAGAGAUUAAAGUAUUUAAUUUAUGCCAAAAUAGGCAGCUUUAUUUUAGUUUCAACGCAAUGGGAAAGUCACAAAUAUGUUUGGCUAAGCCCUAUUUUGCUGUAGCCAGAAAACCAUGAAUCAGCUGAGACACUUGCUGGGGGCAUUUUCCCAAUUAAAAAUUUGCCAGGAAUGAAGUGUAAGCCUGUAAAAGUGACCAUAGUCCAAAUCAGGGCAUAUACAUUAAAUUGGUGGUUUACUUUUAAGUGAACUUUUAGGGGGUUAUUUACUAAAAUCCAAAUUUAUCGAAAUUAUAUUAAUAAAAAGAACUCAACCAAACUCCAAAACCCGAAUUUAGCUUAUUUAUUAAUUUUUUUAAAAAAAGCUUGAUUUAAUCAUUUUGUGGAAAACUCAAUAAAAUCGAGCA